This is a messenger RNA of Microtus ochrogaster (prairie vole), 2009 nucleotides long. It is a transcript of the gene Zfp36l1, whose product is annotated as ZFP36 like 1 zinc finger CCCH-type. The record is from RefSeq and is a predicted model, not a curated record. NCBI's taxonomy places the organism in Eukaryota, Metazoa, Chordata, Mammalia, Rodentia, Cricetidae. Gene Ontology annotation, molecular function: metal ion binding; mRNA binding.
CCCGGGAGUCAGAAAGGCGAGGGGCGCCGGGAGCAGGCGUGUGGGACUCCAGACCGGAGAGCCGGAGGCUGCGCCUUCCCCGCACCGGGACCUUCACGACACACCACAGACUAUUCCUUGCCCCGUGCGAACGCCCACGAUGACCACCACCCUCGUGUCUGCCACCAUCUUCGACUUGAGCGAAGUUUUAUGCAAGGGUAACAAGAUGCUCAACUACAGCACUCCCAGUGCUGGGGGCUGCCUGCUGGACAGGAAGGCAGUGGGCACCCCUGCUGGCGGGGGCUUCCCUCGGAGGCACUCGGUCACUCUGCCCAGCUCCAAGUUCCAUCAGAACCAACUUCUCAGCAGCCUUAAGGGCGAGCCGGCCCCGUCCCUGAGCUCCCGCGACAGCCGCUUUCGAGAUCGCUCUUUCUCUGAAGGGGGCGAGCGGCUUCUGCCCUCCCAGAAGCAGCCUGGGAGCGGCCAGGUCAACUCCAGCCGCUACAAGACGGAGCUCUGCCGCCCCUUCGAAGAAAACGGUGCCUGUAAGUACGGGGACAAGUGCCAGUUCGCGCACGGCAUCCACGAGCUCCGCAGCCUGACCCGCCACCCCAAGUACAAGACGGAGCUUUGCCGCACCUUCCACACCAUCGGCUUUUGCCCGUACGGGCCCCGCUGCCACUUCAUUCACAACGCCGAGGAGCGCCGCGCCCUGGCCGGGGGCCGGGACCUCUCCGCUGACCGUCCCCGCCUCCAGCAUAGCUUUAGCUUUGCUGGGUUUCCCAGUGCCGCUGCCACCGCCGCUGCCACGGGGCUGCUGGACAGCCCCACGUCUAUCACCCCACCCCCCAUCCUGAGCGCGGAUGACCUCCUGGGCUCACCUACCCUGCCCGAUGGCACCAAUAACCCCUUCGCCUUUUCCAGCCAGGAGCUGGCGAGCCUCUUUGCUCCUAGCAUGGGGCUACCCGGGGGAGGCUCCCCCACCACCUUCCUCUUCCGGCCCAUGUCCGAGUCCCCUCACAUGUUUGACUCUCCCCCCAGCCCUCAGGAUUCUCUCUCGGACCAGGAGGGCUACCUGAGCAGCUCCAGCAGCAGCCACAGUGGCUCAGAUUCCCCUACCUUGGACAACUCAAGACGCCUGCCCAUUUUCAGCAGACUCUCCAUCUCAGAUGACUAAGCCAGGGUAGGGAGGGACACCCUGCCUCCUUCACCUCUCCACCCUGCACCCCAUCCCAAGCCUUCACCUCCCCACCCCCUAACUUCCCCUCAAUCCCUACAUUGAUACAUUUAAGCUCAGCCCCUUCCCCAGAACCUUGGUAUGUCGCCCCCACCCCCACCCCCAACAUAAGGACAAGUCAAUUUGUUGGUAGCUUCUUCUGGCUUGAAAUCCCCUCCCUCCAUUUCAUAGCCCACUUAAACCACGCAUAACAGAGUCCCAUAUUUGUCAGUAGAUGCCUUUUUUCGGCUUAAGCCUUAAGUGCCAAAUCACAAAAGAAAAGCAGUAACCGUUUACAGAAGCAACUUAGUGCCUUGUUAUCUAACUUUGUCACUGUGACUACAUUACCUCUUCAACGCCAGGGGGCACCCGUGGGCCUCCCAGAGCCUCUGCCCGUGGGGUUGGGGGGUGACCCGCAACCAGCAGCUCCCCCAGCUGGCGACCCAAGCGCACCUUCCUUUCAGUCUCCCUGCACACCUCCUCUUCCUUGUAGUUACCCGCCUCCCUCAGAGAAUUGUUGCUGGACUUGGGGUUUGGGGGAAACCUAUUUUGACACUCAAAACCUUUUUCAUCCCAGCCCGAACCCCUGUUGACUAAUCUUGCCUGGGUUUGUGUAGGUCUUCAGGGAGGAAGGUUGAACCAGUUGGACGAAGGUUUUGACAUAAGUGGGACUUUGUGAUUUAAUUUCUUUUUUUUUUUUUAAGUGGGGAGGAAGGGGAAACUAGAUGGACUAUGAGAGACUUGAUUUUGGUGCUAAAGUUCCCCAAUUCAUAUGUGACAUCUUAAAAAUGACGACAAAAUGAGAAAAGCUGAA